AUGUCUUUUGUCCGCCUGGCCCUCGUGGCCUCCAUCUUCUCUUCCUGGGUUACUCUUGGGCUUGCCAGUGACACAACAAAUCCCUGUGAUGAACUAUCCAACAGUCUACCAGGAAAGGUUGUCCUCCCAGGGAAUCCUCAAUACCAAUCUGACGUUUCAUCCUACUUCUUUCUCAACCAACGAAUUGAUCCUUUCUGCAUUGUCGUGCCAACUUCCGCUGAAGAUGUGUCACUUUCUGUCAAAAUAUUGACCAAACACCCAUCGACCCCGUUUGCUAUUCGCGGUGGUGGUCAUUCCCCCAAUAGAGGAGCAUCUAAUGCAGAAAAUGGGGUCACAAUUGAUUUCCAGUCUAUGAAGGAAGUAGCCAACUAUGGACCCAUCACCUCUGUUGGUCCGGGUGCUGCUUGGUCAGACGUGUAUAGCGUUCUCGAUCCCAAAGGCCUUACCGUGGUCGGGGGCCGAGUUGCUGGUGUUGGCGUUGGUGGACUGACUACUGGAGGGGGCAUCUCUGCAUUCUCACCGGAGCUAGGCUUUGCAUGCGACAAUGUCGCCAAUAUGCAAGUCGUUCUGGCAAACGGGGAGAUCGUCAAUGCCAAUGCCACUUCAAACGCAGACUUGUUCAUCGCUCUUAAAGGGGGCCAGAAUAAUUUUGGCAUCGUGACUCGCUUCGACCUCAAGACUCAUCAGCGCGAUGAAUACUGGGGUGGUUCGAUCAAUUAUCCCCAGGAAGCAGAAGCAGCACAACUUGCGGCGUUUACUGAAUUCAAAGACCCGGCCAACUUUGACCAGUAUGCGGAGAUUGAGCAGAGCUUUCUCUAUAUUGGCCAGGAGAAGGCCUUCUAUAGCAGUAACAAUAUGUACUACACGAAGCCAGUGGUGAAUGCGACUGGGCUGAAGUACUUUACGGAUGUGCAGCCUCAGGUGUCGAGCACCAUGCGCAUUGCCAAUACAAGUAGUUUUGCUGAAGAGUUGGCCAGUGUUCAACCCCAGAAUCAAUUCCACAGUGCCGAAUGGGCAACAACCACAUUUGCCAUCUCCCCGACGAUCCUCGGCAAAGUCCACGGUCUAUGGAACGCAUCAGCUGUUGAACUUACCCCUGUCACAAACCUGACAAGUGUCUUGACUUUCCAAUCUGUUCCAGCCCCUCAACCAUCGUCGCCAAAUAGCUUGGGUAUUGAUCCCAAAUCUUCACCCGAGAAAAACCUGGUCUUGGCUCUUGUGAACCAGUACUGGUCUCUCGAGAGUGAUUCUGACAAAGCGAAUGGGGUGACGGAGGAAUUGAUGAGCAACAUUGACGAUCUCCUCAGACAGGAGGGCUUGUAUGUUGACUACAAGUAUCUCAACUAUGCGGGUCCAUUUCAAGAUCCACUGGGAAGCUAUGGCGAUGAAAGUCUGGAGAGAAUGAAAAAGGUGUCGACCAAGUAUGAUCCCACGGGUGUUUUUCAAAAACAGGUCAAAGGAGGCUUUAAACUGUUCAAGUAG
Molecule: messenger RNA, 1482 nt
Organism: Aspergillus wentii DTO 134E9
Lineage: Eukaryota; Fungi; Ascomycota; Eurotiomycetes; Eurotiales; Aspergillaceae
Product: FAD-binding oxidoreductase
Exons: 3
Coding region: 1-1482 (493 amino acids)
Molecular function (GO): FAD binding
Source: RefSeq, a predicted model, not a curated record